UUUUAAGAGGUUUCCGCCAGAACAUAAAAGGCAAACUAGUUUUCUCUCCCGACUCGUCUACAGAGCCCUAGCACAGUCCCAGUUAGAGCCAGCCCUCUGCGCCCGCAAUCCUCCCAUCUCUAUUUCCCACUUACGUGGGUUUCAAUAAUUCGAGUAAAAGAAGAAGAUGUCUGUGCGAUUGCUGAACCCUAAUGCGGAGGUGCUGAACAAGUCGGCGGCCCUGCACAUGAACAUCAACGCCGCCAAGGGCUUGCAGGAUGUCCUCAAAACCAACCUCGGCCCCAAAGGCACCAUCAAAAUGCUCGUUGGUGGCUCUGGAGACAUCAAGCUCACUAAAGACGGCAACACUCUCCUCAAAGAAAUGCAGAUUCAAAACCCCACAGCAAUUAUGAUUGCCAGGACAGCUGUUGCCCAGGAUGACAUCAGCGGAGAUGGCACCACCUCUACUGUCCUAUUCAUUGGCGAGCUUAUGAAACAAUCCGAACGAUACAUUGAUGAAGGGAUGCAUCCACGUGUCCUGGUUGAUGGUUUUGAGAUUGCCAAGAGAGCAACUCUUCAAUUUAUCGAGAAAUUUAAAACACCUGUGGUGAUGGGCAGUGAGCCUGACAAAGAAAUCCUAAAAAUGGUAGCAAGGACAACUGUGCGAACAAAGUUACAUGAAGCAUUGGCUGAUCAAUUGACUGACAUAGUUGUAAAUGCGGUUCUUUGCAUCCGCAAACCUGAGGAGGCAAUUGAUCUGUUUAUGGUGGAGAUUAUGCACAUGCGCCAUAAAUUUGAUGCAGAUACACGUUUGGUUGAGGGUCUUGUCCUUGAUCAUGGUUCUAGGCAUCCUGAUAUGAAGCGACGAGCAGAGAAUUGUUACAUCUUGACAGCCAAUGUAUCUCUGGAGUAUGAGAAAAGUGAAGUGAACUCUGGAUUUUUCUAUUCAAAUGCGGAGCAGAGAGAAGCAAUGGUUUUAGCUGAAAGACGUCAGGUUGAUGAGAGAGUUAGAAAGAUUAUUGAGCUGAAAAAUAAGGUUUGUUCUGGUAAUGACAAUAAUUUUGUCGUUAUCAAUCAGAAGGGAAUUGAUCCCCCAUCUCUGGACUUUCUGGCAAGGGCAGGGAUUAUUGCUCUGAGAAGAGCAAAGAGGAGAAAUAUGGAACGGUUGGUUUUGGCUUGUGGAGGGGAGGCAGUGAACUCUGUAGAUGAUUUAACUCCUGAUUGCCUUGGCUGGGCUGGACUUGUAUACGAGCACGUCCUUGGUGAAGAGAAGUACACAUUUGUCGAAAAUGUGAAGAACCCUCAUUCUUGCACAAUCUUAAUCAAAGGGCCUAAUGACCAUACAAUUGCCCAGAUUAAGGAUGCUGUUCGUGAUGGUCUGAGGGCAGUGAAAAAUACAAUAGAAGAUGAAGCUGUAAUCUUGGGUGCUGGAGCUUUUGAAGUUGCAGCUAGACAGUAUCUCAUAAAUGAAGUGAAGAAAACUGUUCAAGGGCGAGCUCAACUCGGUGUUGAAGCUUUUGCUGAUGCUCUCCUUGUGGUGCCCAAGACGCUUGCUGAGAAUGCUGGCCUCGACACACAAGAUGUGAUAAUUUCUCUCAAGGGAGAGCAUGAGCGGGGAAACGUUGUCGGACUAAAUCAUCACACUGGGGAACCCAUUGACCCACAGAUGGAGGGGAUCUUCGACAACUACUCUGUGAAGCGGCAGAUUAUAAACUCAGGGCCUGUAAUUACAUCUCAAUUGUUGUUGGUGGAUGAAGUGAUCCGUGCUGGGCGCAACAUGAGGAAGCCAACUUAGCUUCAGAUUGUCCUUCUGAUUUUAUAACUACCUUGAUGUAACUCUUCGAGUGCAGUUUUCUGGUGGAGGAUUGUUAUAGGGAAUCUAAAUUAUGUAUGAGAAUUUUGUGUUGUAUACCCUGUAGUUUGGCUGAAACAUUAUGGUGUUCUGAUUUUCCCACGGGGAUUCUCUUUCAACCAGAUGGAGAGUUUUAGAUUUUGGUUGGACAUAUGGUCUGGAAUUUGCAACAAUCGUAGAAAUUUUGAUUUGUUGUGGCA
Messenger RNA from Rosa rugosa (rugosa rose), 2031 nucleotides. RefSeq names its product T-complex protein 1 subunit zeta 1-like. The transcript has 13 exons. Gene Ontology annotation, cellular component: chaperonin-containing T-complex. NCBI's taxonomy places the organism in Eukaryota, Viridiplantae, Streptophyta, Magnoliopsida, Rosales, Rosaceae. The record is from RefSeq and is a predicted model, not a curated record. Gene Ontology annotation, molecular function: ATP-dependent protein folding chaperone; ATP binding; ATP hydrolysis activity. Bases 167 to 1774 code for a protein of 535 amino acids. Gene Ontology annotation, biological process: protein folding.